Molecule: messenger RNA, 1258 nt
Organism: Notolabrus celidotus (New Zealand spotty)
Lineage: Eukaryota; Metazoa; Chordata; Actinopteri; Labriformes; Labridae
Product: macrophage mannose receptor 1-like
Exons: 6
Coding region: 1-987 (328 amino acids)
Source: RefSeq, a predicted model, not a curated record
AUGACGAAUAAGCUGGGAAACUCAGUCAAUCACUUUGGAAAGACUGGUCUCAAACUUGAGCCAAAGUUCGAGAAAUAUGAGACCUGGGCUGACGCUCAGAAGUACUGCAGAGAGAGGUACACUGACCUGGCUACUGUCAGCAACCAGGAGGAGUCAGAUCAGCUGGUGGCUGCUUCACCAGAAGAUUUUGUCAUGUGGAUAGGACUGUCUGGUAAAAUUAACAGGUGGAAAUGGUCACUGGAGGAAGAGGGAUGCUAUGGCAAAGGAGAGGACAAGUUCAGGAACUGGCGUGUUGGUGAACCCAAUAACGUCAAUGGAAUUGAGAAGUUUGCUAUUAUGUCACCUUAUGGAGAAUGGAAUGAUGUCAAUUCUGACUAUGAAACUUUCUUUGUCUGCUAUGAAGAAACAGAUUCCCCCGCUGGAAUUGGUACCACAGUCUCCUCCAACUUCAUCUAUGUGAAUGAGAAAAAGACCUGGGAGGAGGCUCAGAGCUACUGCAGGGAGCACUACACUGACCUGGCUAGUGUGAGGAACCAGGCUGAGAACGAAGAGAUCAAAAAGAGUAUUCAGGGCAACUCUGUCUUGAUCGGCCUCUACAAAGACACGUUGUGGAACUGGUCUGAUGGGAGCUCCUACUCCUUCAGGAAUUGGGUGUCUGACAGAUCACUUGUCAGCUUCCAAACUGCUUGUGGGGCCAUUCAUGAAGGAAGAUGGCAUAGCCGUUCCUGUGAUGAGAAACUAUACUUUGUGUGCCAAAAUGCCAUUAAAGACCAGGUGAAGAAGCGGGUGCUGAGGGUGAAACUGACUAAAAAGGACCCCUCUCUGAACCUGGAGGACGCAGCGGACGCCAUCUUGCAGCAGCUCAGGCAGACACUGAAGGAGCACGGUCUAAGUAAAGAUAUGAAGCUGACAUGGAGGAAGCAGCCGGACGGAAAAGUCUUCAACCUGGAGGAAAAGAAAGAGAAGAAGAAGAACAAUUGUACAUGAUUUUUUUAAUUUAGAGACUUUUUCCACAUAGGCUCUUCAUUCAGCUGUUAGAAAAUUAUUAGACAUCCUUGUCAUUGUUCUUGAUUCAUCAUUGUACUUAUUUUUUAGUCUAAAGAAGUUGUUUUUUCUUUGUGAGUAACAGAGGGAUGUUUUAACACAAAGUAGAAGUGGAGAAAGCAAAUCAUUCAAGAGUCUUAAUUAACUAAAACCACACUAAGGGAGUAUAACUUCUGCUCGACAACACCGAUAACAGAUACACACACCUAUUCAA